GUUAAACGUUUAGUAACCUCUGCUAAACCUAACAUUAUACACUUUCAUAAAGUUAAUUUGAAGAGCAUAAUCAUUAAAAACUACUUCCAUGGCGCUGUAGCUGACCUUCAACUACUCACUCAUCUACCUUUUUGCCCUACUGAACAAUCAAGAGUAAAUACUCGUCAGCUGCAACAAGACCCGGCUGAAACUUUCUGCUUCAUGUAAGUUCAUCCAAGCUAAUCAAGUUUCAGAACAAGGAAGGGGAAAACCUAUUUUUGAUUCUUGAAACCUGGAUCAUGAGAGGAGUAAGAUGAUAUCAAGUUCAAGAGAAAAAGCUGUUCAAGCAAAGCAAGAGGGUGACACCAUUAAUGAAGGCAAGUUUUCUGCAGCACCAUGUAGCUCAAGGGAAUGGUCAGGCUUCAGAAAUCCAAGAAUUGUGCGAGUCUCUCGCUCGUUUGGAGGCAAAGAUAGGCACAGCAAAGUUUGCACCAUAAGGGGAUUGCGUGACAGGCGAAUUCGCCUUUCUGUUCCCACUGCAAUUCAACUUUACGACCUUCAAGAUAAGCUCGGACUCAGUCAGCCGAGCAAGGUGGUUGAUUGGUUGCUUGAUGCAACUAAAAACGACAUCGAUAAGCUCCCCCCGCUGCCGAUGCCACCCGGAUUCGGCCACCAAUUCCAUCAGCCGAUGCUUCCAUCAACUGUCUCUCAGUCUUUUCUUCCUCCUUUCUUUGAUGUAAAUUCUAUGUUUCAUCCUUUGUUGCCCAGCAAGGAAGGGAUACAAAUCAACACUGUUGAUGGGGCAGAUGAAACUCAAAACUUGUUGAUGAGGGCAAAAGGUAAAGAAGUCGAAAGAGAGAUUUUUUCUGAGAAAGGAAAGUGGAUAAAAACAUAUGAACAAAAAAAUAAUCAAGAUGGAAGUUUUGAAGCUUCAUCUCAGAAGUUUUUUCCUCACUCUGCCAUGCCAUUCAACCCCUACUACCAUUGGGAGCCUUCAUCAAAUUUGUCUUUAUCUCAAUUUGGAAGCCAUGAAUUUCAGUCGUCCCAAGUAGAGAAUUCUCUCUACAGCAAUGCUUUUCCAUCGGGGUCUCCAUUAUUUUUCUAUCCACCAACAACACUGCCAUCACUUUUCCCAACAUAUUCCCCCUUUGUUUCAACUGCACCACCAGGGAAUAAUGAAACCAGACAAAUCAAUCAUUUCCAACUGUUGAGCUCAAAUUCACACCAUAUUCUCCCCAAUUCUCAAACACCCACCUCAGCACAAGUGAAACCCUUUUCAUUGAAUAUAAAUCCCGGCCAUGCAGACAAGGAAGAUACCUAGCUAGACUACUCAAUAAUCUCAUGGCUAUCGUAUUGUGCCUUAUUUUUCUCAAUUUGAUCUUCUCCUCCUGCAUGGAUACAAAUGCUCGAUGAACUGGGGACAAAAGGGCCUUCCACCCAGGUGUUGCCAUGCCAAUAUACAAGUAAGACAAUUAUUAUUUAGAUACCUUUUAUCUUGAAUUGAUUUCUAAACAAUUAUCUGCAGACAGUAAUUAAUGUUAAUAGCUUAAAGUUUGCACUGCA
Messenger RNA from Mangifera indica (mango), 1542 nucleotides. RefSeq names its product transcription factor TCP5-like. Gene Ontology annotation, molecular function: DNA-binding transcription factor activity; sequence-specific DNA binding. The record is from RefSeq and is a predicted model, not a curated record. The transcript has 2 exons. Gene Ontology annotation, cellular component: nucleus. The coding region runs from base 293 to 1300 and encodes 335 amino acids. Lineage: Eukaryota; Viridiplantae; Streptophyta; Magnoliopsida; Sapindales; Anacardiaceae.